AUGCGGGCGCCGUGCCUGCUGGCGCGCCGCUCCACGCUGGCGGCCGGGCUGGCGCUGGCGGCCGCCGCCGCGCUGCUGCUCACGCUGUGGGCCGCCGCCGCCGACGACGCCUUCCUGCGCUCCGUGCUGGCCGGCGCGGGCGCCGCCUUCUCCGACGUCACGGGCGUCGGCGCCUCCGCCGACGGCAUCGCGUGCUACGAGCGCGGCGGCGCCGCCUCCGACGACGCCGCCCCCGGCUCCGUCUCCCCGACGGCGGACGAUUCGUGGGCACUGCCCGACGUGGGCGCGGAGCCGGCCGAGCACGCGGGAGCCGCCAUCUUCUUCCACGAGACGUCGUGCGCGUCGGCGACGGACGGCGAGGUGACGCUGACGCCGCGGCAGGCGUGCGCCGUGGAGUCGGCGGCGCGCGCCAACCCGCACCUGGCCGUCUACCUGCUGAUGGCGGCGGCGCCCGCGGCCGCCAACGCGUCGUGGUCGCGCGCGGCGCGCCAGCUGCGCCACUACGGCAACGUGCGGCUGCGCCGCGUCAGCCUGGAGCGCUACGUGCGCGGCACGCCGCUCGCCGGCUGGUACCGCGGCGGCGCGCUGCGAGCCUCGCGCUGGCCGCGCUCGCACGCCUCCGACGUGCUGCGCUUCCUCACGCUCUACAAGUUCGGCGGCACCUACCUCGACCUGGACGUCGUCGUCACCAGGUCGCUGGAGGGGAUGAGCAACUUCGCGGGCGCGGAGUCUGCGACGGACGUGGCGGCGGGGGUGCUCAACUUCUCGCCGGACGGCCGGGGCCACGCGCUCGCCGCCGCCUGCCUGGCCGACCUCAGCCAGCACUUCCGCGGCGACCAGUGGGGCCACAACGGGCCCGGCGUCAUCACCAGGGUGCUGAAGCGCGCCUGCAGCGCCAAGCAGGUGCGGGAGAUGACGCGGCAGGCGUGCGGCGGCUUCACGGUGCACCCGCCGUCCGCCUUCUACCCGAUCCCGUGGCGCGAGUGGCGCCUCUAUUUCGAGGAGCGGCACUCGAACCGCACGAUGGCGCGCCUGCGCAGAAGCUACGCCAUCCACGUGUGGAACAAGUUCAGCCAGGCGCGCAACGUGACCGUGGGCUCGCGGCAGCCCUACGGCCUGAUCGCGGAGCGCUUCUGCCCCAGGGUGUACGCCGCCAGCGGCAAAUUCUUCUAGCACCCGCCUUGCCAGCUGCCUUUCUUCUGCCCGCCCUCGUGGCACACGGUGGCCACUGUACAUAUCUCCGUCUCACCCGAGGACUUUCACUACCCUCCCUUAUCUCGAGGACUCUGUUGACCGACGUCGACAGCCUUCCGACCACAGCAACACUCAUACGCAGCGCACUCCGUGAAACAUUCCUCGUUUGUUGUCGCCUGCACUACGGCUGGGCGGACCUCCGCAGACUAUUCCCUCACUCUUUGACCAGUGCCCCGAUCACUACUCAGGUUACCAGACGCAUAUCACUACACGUCACGGGCGUCUCAUACACGACCGCCUGAUUCCUCCACACUUUUCACUUCCCGAAAAAAAACAUGUGGAAAGUAUUAUUUUUUCCAGCUGUGUUUGAAAUGUGCGUCUUUCUCAGAAGUAAAUCACGUUGUGAAAGGUCUUUGGACUGAAC
Molecule: messenger RNA, 1618 nt
Organism: Schistocerca serialis cubense
Lineage: Eukaryota; Metazoa; Arthropoda; Insecta; Orthoptera; Acrididae
Product: lactosylceramide 4-alpha-galactosyltransferase-like
Exons: 3
Coding region: 1-1173 (390 amino acids)
Biological process (GO): glycosphingolipid biosynthetic process
Molecular function (GO): alpha-1,4-N-acetylgalactosaminyltransferase activity
Source: RefSeq, a predicted model, not a curated record